Messenger RNA from Prorocentrum cordatum, 1661 nucleotides. The record is from the annotation of a GenBank genome assembly. NCBI's taxonomy places the organism in Eukaryota, Dinophyceae, Prorocentrales, Prorocentraceae.
CGCCGCGCGCCGCGCGGCGAGGGCACCGAGGCCGGCGGCCAGUCGGGCGCGCUGCCCAGGGCCCGCUGGGCGGAGCUGGCCCUGCACAGGGCCAGGUCGUGGGACGCGCUGGAGGCACAGAUCGCGUGCCUGGUGGAUCAGCGGAGAAGAGACGUCAGCGCUGAGCAGAAUUUUCCGGCGGUCCCGCAGAAAGGUGGGUGGGGCCCAGGGUUCCCUUCACGAUGCUGCGUUUGAGUCGCGAUGUCGGAUCUCAUGGCCGCGCGGCUUUCUGGGAUCUGGGAUCGGCGUUGGGCCUCCCUGGCGGCGCCUCUGGCGCCGCCCUUGGCGCGUUCCGCGCAUCAAGAGGAGGGGGGGCCUAGCGUCGAUCGGAGAAAUCCGCGCGGACCCGCGGACCUUCGAAAGUUGAUGUUUGUGAGGAUUUCUUUUCUUCCAGAUCAGGCAAUUAUGGAGGCCAGCCCGCCAUCAGCUGAGAAGAAGUCCCCAGGGCGCCAGGUGCCCAGGGUGCUGACGCGGGUCGCCACGGAGCUCGCGGGCAGUUUCGGGCGAAGCGAGGCGGGGCUGAGCGAAACCCGCACAGAGGCCACGGAUUCCACGCGCGACGAUCAGGAGGAUUUCGACCUCUCCGAUGUCAGCGUGAUCAGGGACCUCGCAGGAGAAGCCAGCUUCUCUGAGGACAGUGAGUGAUAUCGCCGCCGUUGUUUCCGAUGGCGAGCCUGACGGUUCCUGCUGCGCCUCUGCGCGAGUGGCCGCUUGCGUGGGCAAACAUGAGGACCGCGAGGAUGCGGCGGCCAUGUCCCGCGUGCCUGGCUGCUUUGUGGCUCCAGCGGGCCUGCCUCCUGCCCUGAUGUGCUCGGGCUCGGGCACUGCUCCGGGCCUGCCAGCGCACGGCUCGGCGUUCGCAGACGUUGGCAGGGCCCUGCUUCUCGAGCGGGUCUGUGCCUCGGAGGACCACUUGAGGUCCGCCCUGGAAGGACGUAGCCGCCCCCACCGCCAGCAGCCGCGGAGCUCUCGAGGCGUUUCGUGACAAGUGGGGCCCACGCGCGCAUACACCGACCCGACGUCGGGCACGCUGGCAAGCCUGAAACGUAUGCCUCGCGGGCAACGCGGUUCAUCUGCCGCUUCGGCACAGUCGCUCGCAAGGAAUGCGUGUGCGUGUGGUUACGUAAGGCAAGAGCAUUCCAGAACAAGCGGGGCCCACACACGAUCCUGCAUUCCUCGCUGAGCAAGACUGCCACAGUUUCGGCGCCGGGAUGCCGCAGACGGUCAAGUCCUCUCAGGAGGCUUCUGGCUUCCCAGUUCGAGAGACGGCCAGUGUCGCUGGAUCGAACCUGAUGCUGACACGUGCGAGCCAGCAGGCCGUAUCCCUUUGUUGCUGUCCCCCCGCCCAUCUAGUGGUUUCGUUGUUUGGGGUAGUCGUGAUGGAAACGGCUGUACAUCUUGUUCCUAUCUUGAGGUUUUGUCACGUCACCUUCUCCGCUUUCCUGCUGUGUUGCUCGCAUGUAAACUCAAUGUGUCUCAGCCCUGGAGUUUUCGGGGUAUCCGAUGCCGCGCGGUGCAUGGAAGGUACCCCGAUUUGUUUAAACGGUUGCAGCAGUUUUAAGCGCAGCAGCGGCAGCCCACGGUCAGGAUUGCUCGCGAUGAAUGAUGGGUAGAAGAGGUUC